UAUUCUGGUAGCCAUGCUAACAAUAGCGCCGGUCGCACUAGCACUCCAAAGUUCGAGUCCUCAUCAACACUCAGCACUUUUGGAAGCGGAAAUCGGCUCGCACGGAUGUGACUGUUGGCAUAAUCAUGGGAUCUCGAACAUCGAGUUUGCUUCAAGCGGAGGAAAUUGAGGAAAUCCAAAAAGAAACAGGGUUUUCCAAAAGACAAAUUGUACGACUCUACAGUCGCUUCACGAGCUUGGACAAGAGUGACAAUGGAGCUCUGAGUCGUGAAGAUUUGCUUAGGAUCCCAGAACUUGCGAUCAACCCACUGGGCGACCGCAUCAUUCAUGCCUUCUUCAUGGACAACCCGGAGAGCAAGAUCAACUUCCGUCAGUUCAUGCGCACACUGUCACUCUUCAGGCCAAUCAAGAGCCGAGACAAGGAUGCGGAGAACCCUUGCAACAGUCGGGACAACAAACUAAAAUUUGCCUUUCGCAUGUACGACCUGGACAGCAGCGGCACGGUGACUCGAGAGGAACUGCUGGUCAUUCUCCAAAUGAUGGUGGGGUCCAACAUAACAGAGGAGCAGCUGGGAUCCAUCGCGGACAGGACCAUCGCUGAGGCAGAUGAGGACAACAGUGGUGCCAUCUCGUACGAAAAUUUUGCCAAGGCUCUGGAGAGGACGGAUGUGGAGCAGAUGAUGAGCAUCCGUUUCCUGAACUGAUUGUGCCAGGUUGAUAUGGCUGGAUCCAUGUUAUCCUUUUCAGACAAAUCCAGAUCACGAUCCGAUCAGUAAUCCAUCACUGGUUCACUGGCAUGAGAAACUGCCUAAUGGGUGGAGGGGACCAGCAUUGAGAAAACUGAUCAAGAUCUAAGCCCGUGUGAAACAAAAAGACCCACAGACUUUAUUCACGAGUCGGCCACAUUGAAUUGACAGCUAGGUUAAGUUUCCAGUUUGGGAAACCUUAGAGUUAAAAUGAGGGCAGCGAAGUAAAAGUUCUUUACACAUUAAUGCCAGUUCAUACUGAUUAGAUAAUUCAAAAUUUGUGAUUAAUUAUGUUUGCAGCCACAUCUAAAACAAGGAAAGUGAGGCUUGGAACUCCAAAUUGUCCAGCGCAACCCUACUUAACAGAUCACAUUUAAUCAUUUACAUUUAGGGAACAUGAACAAAUGUGGCUUCUCUGUGAAUGAAGUCUGUGGCAGGGAAGGGAAGGGGCAGUUUGUGUGACAUUCACCCUCAGCGGUUUAUUCAGCUCAUCCAUACAAAGUAUCCGCUGUUUUCAUGUUUUUAAAGGGUCUUUCUGCAAAUUUCUACUCCUUGAAUAUAAGCCUAUAUUCCAUUUUGGGGGCUUUUAUUGUCUUUGAAAAGUGCACUUUUUAAAAAUGAUUCAAAUUUUCUAAACUUAUCCUAACAAAUAAGAGCGCUGAUGCUGUGAUAUUAUCAUGGUUUGGGGGAUAUUCCGUUUGAAUUGCGAACCUCAAACCUGCUCACUGAAAAUGUUGAUAAGAGAGCUUUGCUCACAUACCUACCCUCCUGAAUAGAAAAAACAAUGAAGCAGCAAAAGCAAACCAAAUUUACAACAGCAAAAACAUCCAAAACUCUAAGAAAAUCUAGUGCUGAAAUUGCUUUACCGCUGCGGUUUCUGCCUUGGAUGACAACACACUUUUGCUCAUAAAUAUACAAAUUGUAUUGGCAUAAAUAUGAAAAAGUCACCAAAUACCCUUGAAACUGAAAAAGCAGAUAUUGGAAAUUGGGUUAUACAGACACAAAGGAGCACUUACAAGAACUGCAUGACAAAAAUUACAUUGCAAGGGCACUUGAGUAUUAAAUACCAUCCAUCCUACUGUCGACUCAUUGAUUCCUGCCCUAUCCGGUUCGUGAGUGUGAGGUCACUUCUGUUUAAACCAUGCCCUCCGCACGGAGAGUUACAUGGAACCAUGGAACCAGAAGUUAACGCACAACUUCAUUGUUUGUCCAACAGGAGCCGGCAAUCAGUGGUGUGUCCGCGUGCAUAAGAACCUGAUGAACAAUAUUUUGCUACUGUCUCUUGCAACAAUACCAUAUAUGCACAGCCAGUGUCAGUGUUGUAUGUUUGUGGAUUUCAUAACUGGAUAAUCUUAUACAUGCAUUUUCAAUCUCUCUGGAGGAUAACUUGUGUUUUUGUGGAGAAUUUGCCUCUGUCUGAUGUUAAUCAUUAAUGAUAUAAGUAUACAAAACAUGAUUUUAGGGUGCGUAGUUUAUAUUAGCUACCUGAGGUAUUGGAAGUUGACAGAUUAGUUUCAGAGGCAAAGCAUUGGGAACUGGUUUGUAAACUUCUAAUCCGAAGGGAUAACGACCCUCUGCCCAAACUAAACCAUGUUAUAUUUGUUUUACCAUAGCUCUUACUUAUUAAUAUUUCACAUUCAUGUGGGGCUAGCUUGAUUGCACAGGCUCACUACCCACGAGCAACAGCUGCACAAUUUCCUCAUGGAUGUUGAAUGAACCACUGAGAAUUUCACCCUCAAUCAUGAAUAUGCGUGAGGUUUUUGUAAGUUGUACUGUAAAGUCAGUGUUGUCUGUCAACGCAUCAUACUCACCGGGAGGUCAUGGCUCAGAUGAGCCAAGUAAGCUUGUAGAGAUUGUUUGCACAUCUUUCUUGGUUUCUUGGCAUUUGAUGUUUGUAAUACGCAGACUUUACCAGAACAUAAAUUUUAUACAUUUGUGAAGAAUGCAUAAAAGGUGGACUGCAUGUUCCUUGCUCUAGUUUGAUAAGUCCAUCUUUAGAUGUGGUAAUUGGUAUUUAAUUGCUUACACGUGUACAUUGCUAUGGAGCCAGUGGUGGCCCACGGUCCACUGCACACCAUAGGAAAGUACACAUGUAAACAAUGUGGGGGCCUGAUCAGUACAGAGGUCUAUUGUCAUAUAAAAUGGGGAAUCUAGUCAGCAGUUGUCUGUGCAUAUAUCCAAGAAGUGCUCAAAUAUGGAUCUACAUACUGAGCUUCUCCACCAUUACACCAUAGCUCAAUGUACUUGUCUGUAUUUCCUCAUCUAGGGUUGCAACUACACGUGCCUGUUGUACCAAUCUGCUACACCUGUAGAUUGAUUCCUGAAAAUAGAAUGUUUAAGUGCAGAAGCAAGGGCAACUCAUCUGAGCAUUUAUGUACAAGAUUCCACUGGUCUUUCUUUCCAAAAGCACUAUUGUAAAUGGGUUUCGCAAUACUGUAACAUCCAUCUGGCAUUAUGUAUAACACUAGGGAUACUGACAUAAACACACUCUGCCAGUCACUCAUGACCUUUGUACCGAAACUAUCACUAAAUGGCGGAGUAUAUUGAAACGUAUAUGUGCAUGUAAUGUUCAACUGAGUUGAGUCGACCCCACAUGAGCAGCGCCUCUGUGAACAAGUAAAGUUUAAAGAAUUGCUUAAUACAUGUAUAUGCUUAUGUUUACCGUUGUUGAAAGAGGAAAGCUUUAGAAGUUGAUUUUAUCUGAAACUGCUAGCAACCAUACAUUCCUCAGCUUGAAAAGAAAAAGAAUCUUAUCUGAUUUCAAAGUCUCCAGACUGGUUCCACAUACACUACUCAAAAAAAA
Messenger RNA from Acanthaster planci (crown-of-thorns starfish), 3549 nucleotides. Its product is annotated as calcineurin B homologous protein 1-like. NCBI's taxonomy places the organism in Eukaryota, Metazoa, Echinodermata, Asteroidea, Valvatida, Acanthasteridae. Gene Ontology annotation, molecular function: calcium ion binding. The record is from RefSeq and is a predicted model, not a curated record.